AUGGAUCGUCCCGGUGACCUUGACAGACCGUCAGUUCUGAGGACGAAUCCAUUGUUCCCCCGACAGCGACGGCGGGCAGAUGAGGAACAGCAGUCACACCUGCAACGACAGACUCCUCAUGAACAGCCUGCAGAACAACAACAGAGACCACUCCAACAUCGUCGCAGCACCUCCCAGCAAUCCAGUCAUGAACUCGUCCAACUGGGCAAUCCCGGAGCGCGGGACUUGUCGCAUUCUCCUUUUCCCCUCCCCCGAAACAGUUUUGUCCAGCGAGCCAUUCAGUACUAUGUGAAACAGUACUCGCCGACGGCGGUUCAGCGGCCACAUUUCGUUGGCGUGGGCCCAGAUUUGUUCCUUCUGCGUGAUUACAUUCCGUUCGUCAUGAACGACCGCAUGGUCUUCUCGGCGCUGGUGGCCAUGUCCUCCUUUAGCGCCAAUAUUGCCGCCACUGGUAGUCGCGAGGCUCCCUCUGAAUCUCUUCGGUUCUAUCAGUCAGCCGUGUCAUUGCUACGGGAGAGGUUGACCAACGAGUCGCAGCGGGCCAGCGACGCCGUGAUUGUGACCCUGGCCAAUUUGUGCGCAUUUGAGGCCUUUUCGGGAAACUAUGAUGCGGUUGAUAUGCAUACACUCGGCAUCAAGCAAGUGGUCGCCCUUCGAGGGGGCACUAGCCAGUUGGGUUUCGAGGGUUUCCUCAGGACCAUGGCCACGGCGUGGCAGAACUUUUAUGCAGCUCGACAUUCCAUCUCCUUGACUGACCCACGUUUUUUCCCUGAAGACGGAAUCUUUACCUACCCAGAACAUCCCUUUGAUCCUGAGUUGUGCGAUGUUAUUGCGCGCUUCCCACCGGGACUGACUGACAUGGCCUUGUCAGGAAUGCUGAGUCAUCAGAUCAUCAACCUAGUCACCCAUGUCAACAACUGGACCCACGAGGUGAAUGCCUCUCUCCGAGACUCGGACGUGUACAACCUGCAUGACUUGUCCCAGAGUUCUCGCAACGUCACGCUGUGCGGCGAGUUCCUGCACAAGUCAGGUUUGACGAUGGUUGAGCAACUCCUGGUUCUAGCGUUGACCUCGUUCUGCUAUUCCACAGACUCGACACGAUCCAUGUUUUUUCUGACGAACGCCUACCUCCAGAUUCGCUGCAAGUACAUGAGAACAGUGUAUAUCGAGGUGACGGAGAGAAACGAGGCAUUUAUGACCUGGGUGGCCACCAUGCUGCUGGCCACGUUCGACCCAUCAGCACAGCCGUGGUUUUUGGGGCUAUCGAUCCUGCGAGCGCGACCGACCCUGCGAGAUUGGCAGGCAAAUGUCAGAGUAUGCGAGAGUUAUUUCUGGAACGAUGGCCUCUCGCUGAAGUUGGCGGCAAAGCUGGGUCAUCUCAGAGGAACAGAACGCGAGGGCCAGGGUUGA
Fonsecaea nubica is the source of this 1410-nucleotide messenger RNA. RefSeq lists its product as hypothetical. The coding region runs from base 1 to 1410 and encodes 469 amino acids. The record is from RefSeq and is a predicted model, not a curated record. The transcript is spliced from 5 exons. NCBI's taxonomy places the organism in Eukaryota, Fungi, Ascomycota, Eurotiomycetes, Chaetothyriales, Herpotrichiellaceae.